Messenger RNA from Diabrotica virgifera virgifera (western corn rootworm), 1767 nucleotides. Its product is annotated as ribosomal L1 domain-containing protein 1. Bases 164 to 1660 code for a protein of 498 amino acids. The transcript is spliced from 2 exons. The record is from RefSeq and is a predicted model, not a curated record. NCBI's taxonomy places the organism in Eukaryota, Metazoa, Arthropoda, Insecta, Coleoptera, Chrysomelidae.
ACCCUAUGACGUACAUCGGGACUUGUAUUGUACCAACUAUAAAUAUCUCCGCUUUUGCAGGAACCUGAAGUUGUAGUGAAAUGUGAAAGUGAAAUCAUAACCUAAUAUUUUACACGCUUCUUUUUGUGGUGAAUUUUUGGUGCAAUCUCUUAUUUAGUUAAACAUGGUAAAAGUAAAGAAACCCUCGAAACCAGAAUCUAAGCAGAUUAAAAAAGUUGUUACUAAGGUGAAAAAUGGUAAAACAGUAAGCAAGAAACCAAAAGAUGGGAAAUUGAAGGAUUCACUAAAAUCUGUUCUUGAAGAAAAGUUUAACAUAAAUGUUGAAGAUGUGGAGAAUGCAGUAGCCGGUGUUAUUAAGCUACACUUAAACAACCCUAAGAUUAAGAACCAAUUAUUCGACGAAGAUAAGUUUGCUGUAAAUAUGAAACUAAACUGUCACAAAAUUCCAAGGGGAUAUCCAAAAAUACUAAGAGUUCCCUUAAAGUAUUCCCUGUUAACUCCCGAAGAUGAUGUGUGCCUUAUCGUGUCCGAAAUUAAAGGUAUAGGUAACAGAGAACACGAAAAACAUGUUGAUCACUAUGAAAAACUUCUAGCGGAGAAGAACGUCACCAACAUUAAAAAAAUCAUGACUGUACACGAAUUGAACACUGAACACGAAACUUUCGAGCAAAAAAUCAGACUUGCAGAUUUAUAUGACGCGUUUUUAGUGUGUGGGAAAGUUAGUGGCAAGGUUGUACAUAAAUGUGGCAAAAUCUUUUACAAGAAGAGGAAAGUUCCAACAUCGGUUAAUCUUAAAGCUACGAAGUUAAAAGAACAUAUUGAUAGAAACUUAUCAAAAUCAUUUCUUCAUUUACAUUUAAAGGGCGAUACUUAUAAUGUUCAGUUGGGACACAGUAAGAUGACCGUAGCACAAAUUAUAGAUAAUUUUACAUCUGCAAUGGAAUAUUUAGCUAGCGAAUUUCCUGGAGGAUUUGAAAAUAUUAAGGGAUUACAUGUGUGUACACCGAGAAGUACAUCUAUUCCUGUAUAUGUAUCUGCAAAGAAUCCAAAGGACCUUCAAGAUGUCAGAGUAAAGACCACUAACAAAUAUAAAGCUAAGGCGGUUCAAGAUGAGUUAACAACACUACCUAAUGCCAAGGUUCUUGUUAAACCAAGUGGUCAAAUUAUUGUUACAAGGAUGCGGGACGAUGAAGACGAAGGUGAUGAUAAAGAAAAAGAUGAUGAUAAUGAAGAAGGUGAUGAUAAAAUAACCUUAAAAGACAUUCUAGAUGAUAUCAAGAAUAGUAAACACGUGAAAAGCAAAAAUGAACAAGACGAAUCUAGGAAGAAAUUAAAAAGCAGGAAAAAGGCGAAGAAAAGUCUACUAAGUGACUGGAAAGAAGAAACAUUAGACACAGAGGAUUUAUCUAUUGAACCUAUGAUUAAAAAGAAGAAACAGAAAAGUUCUGAAGCUGAAAACCUGGAUGUAUCUGUGGAACCUUUGACUAAAAAGAAAAAACAGAAGAAAAGUUCUGAACCUGAAAACCUGGAUGUACCUGUUGAACCUCUGAUUAAAAAGAAGAAGCAGAAAAGUUCAAAAGCUGAAAAUCUUGUCAAGAAAAACUCAAAAGUGAAAGGUCAUGGUAAAAGUAAAAAUAAAGCAAAGAGAGAGAAAGCAUAAUUUUGUGAUCCAAAAUUUUUUUUAUGAAUUAUGGCAUAAGUAACUUGUAAGAAUAUAAUAAUAUGGCAUAAGUAACUUGUAAGAAUAUAAUAAAUAGUUAUGGUUUU